Molecule: messenger RNA, 1977 nt
Organism: Plenodomus lingam JN3
Lineage: Eukaryota; Fungi; Ascomycota; Dothideomycetes; Pleosporales; Leptosphaeriaceae
Biological process (GO): porphyrin-containing compound biosynthetic process
Molecular function (GO): protoporphyrinogen oxidase activity, oxygen as acceptor
Source: RefSeq, a predicted model, not a curated record
AUGAUGUUGAUUGGCCGGCGCGAGCUCGGACUUGUCGAGACACCAACCCGCCCACCAUUGCUCGACACGACGACGCGCAAUUGUCCACGCACCAGCCAUUGCCGCACAGCUACGGCAAUGCUACUCAAGAGCAGCCAUGCGCCGUCGACAUUGACACGUCGACUCGUUGCUGGUGGUCGACCCUUUGCAGCCGCCCGCCCGCACACACGACUCUCCACACUGCCGCUGCAGCCACAACAGCCACGGCAAUCACCCCUCCUCCAACCACGUUCAACAGCGCUGUAUGCGCCCUGUAUCCAACAACGGAAUUACAGCUCUGUCGAGACAAGUUCAUCAUCACCUGAGAGCAUAGCCGUUUUUGGUGGUGGCAUCGCAGGACUGUCCAGUGCAUACUUCAUCAGCAAGGAAUUCCCAGACGCCAAAAUCACCGUCUUCGAAGCAGGCAAAGAGAUUGGCGGAUGGAUCAAGACCAAACGGGUGGACUUGGGCAAUGGCCAGGAUGUCGUUUUCGAGCAGGGUCCUCGAACCCUACGCAACUCGACAGCCACCGCAUCGCUCAUUCAAGAACUCGGUCUCAUUGACCAAGUCACGUACACGACCAAAGAUCAGCCCGGCGCAAGGAAUCGUUACAUAUACUAUCCCGACUGCCUCAAUCGCCUUCCUACUGGAAUACCUUCUUUCAGCGAGGUCUUCUCGUUGUGGCGGACAGGUAUCAUGGCUGGUAUCUCGGGUCUACUCAAUGAUCCCAUGCUGGAGCCACGUCCUUCCAGUAUGACCGACGAAACGAUUGGCCACUUCAUUGCCCGCCGCUUCGAUAAGAGACUGGCAGACAAUCUGGUAUCUGCUGGCCUCCAUGGCAUCUAUGCUGGCGACGUGCAUCAACUUUCGGCGCGCACACUAUUUGGCGUACCUUGGGCGCUCGAGGCACGCUAUGGUAGUGCCAUUGCCGGGUUCAUGAAGAUGCAGAAUAGUGCACCUGAAACUAUGAGCAUUGUGCAUCCUACUGACUAUGAGGUGGCGCAAGCGCUGAAGGAGGAAAUUGACCUCGACGAGCAGUUUGCAAAGAAUCUGAACAAUGCAGCCAUGUUUACGUUCAAAGGUGGCUUGCAGAUGUUGGUGGAGAGUCUGAAGGAUGCGGUGACGAGCAAGGGGAAUGUCGAGAUUAGGACUGAAGCACCAAUUCAAGACUUUAAACCUGUCAAAGGGGGUAUGGGUGUACAAGUGACUUCUGGUCCCCCUGACUCCCAAACAACACAAAAUUUUGACCUCGCCAUCUCCACCCUCCGCGAUCCCGGCCUGACUCCCUACGUCACGGUCCAAACCGUAAAUCUCUACUUCGCCACACCCCCCGCCUCUCUCCUCCCUGUCCAAGGCUUCGGCUACCUAAUCCCGCAAUCCAUUCCCUUUGAGCAGAACCCAGAGCGCGCCCUCGGCGUCAUCUUCGACAGCUACGGCGUCUCAGGCCAGGACAGCGCCCCGGGCACCAAACUCACCGUCAUGAUGGGCGGCCACUGGUGGGACGGCUGGCCCGACUUCCCCACGGCAGAAGAAGGCGUGGAAAAUGCCCGCGCCCUGCUGCAACGCCACCUCGGCAUCACCGAAGAGCCCGUCACCCACAUUGCCAAUCUGUCAAGAGACUGCAUCCCCCAGUACACCCUCGGCUACGCCGACCGCCUGGCUGACCUCGCGCACACCCUAUCCCAGGAAUUCAAGGGCAAGCUCAGACUCGUGGGCAACCAGGUCAAUGGCGUCGGCGUCAAUGAUUGUAUCACGGGCGCUUGGAACGUGGCGAGGGGGCUAAGGGGGACCGGCUGGCAGGGCAGGAGUUGUGGGCUGGAUCGGGCGGUGGAUACGAGGGAGUGGAAGGUUGUGCCCAAGAGCAGUGUGGUGUAUCGUGCUGGGCACAAGGGCGGUGCUGGGCAGGAGAAUGCUACUGGAGAGGUGGGAGCGGGGGGGAGAGGGGACGGUGGGGCGUAG